UGUGGGGUUAGGAGCCCAGAGUGGCAAGACCCUGGAGGAAGAGAUGACCCCACAUAUGCUCAGUGAGGACAGACUGAACUCACCCAGCAGAGGCUGAGGCAGGCCUACCCGGAAGCUGGUCUGCUGAUUGCAGGCGAGCUGUGGCGGGUCACAGAUUGCUCCUUGUGGGUUUGGUGCCAGGCAUGCUGUGCGGAAGAGCUACUUGCCGCCUAGUAGGAAGUCAUAUCUGCCCCAGAGCUGGAGAGGAAUCAGAAUAGGGGUUUGGGAAGGACCUGGAGAACACAGGAGGCUCAUGGGGGAUAGCUUGAGCUAGGUGGUGGGAGACAUGAAGAUCGGCCAGUGUCAGUGGUUCUCAGGUUUACACUCUGGGCUCUAAGGAGAGAGAAGCAGGGGUUUCCUGAAUGCCUCUAGAACAACCCCCCUUUGGUCUGAGCUCUAUUUUCAACUUUCUGGCUGUUUUAUGGCUGGUGUGAAACAGCUGGAAACCAUCUCGGGGUGGAGAGCACUUCCGCUCAGGGUUGCCAGAGUUUGGGCAAAUACUGCCAGCUGUCCGUGUGGGCUUCUUGGCCACCACUCCAGAGGCCUGGCAGAGGGCCUGGAAGCAGGAAGGACUCAGGGCAUGAGGCUGGUGGCACUGGAAGUGGAUGUGUGAUUAGAGGUCAGAGGAAGGACCCAGGGCCCUGGGGCUGAUACGGAACCGGAGCUCUCUCUUAGGGUUCUUAGUUUCAUUGAUAACAGAAUUUAAGAGCAACUUAAAUGGAAGCUCAACAACAAUUUUUAUUAGAGUUUAAAAGAAGCUACCCAGAGCAGGAAGCUGCACGCUUCAGCAGCUGCCUGAAGCAAUGGAAGGAGAAGGGAAAAGUCACACCAUUUGCGUUAAACCAGCACAGAGGUCACAUGGCAGGAGGGGAGCUUUAGAGAAAGUAUGGAAGGCCUUAAGGGACAGAAAAACCUACAUGGGUUCUGGCCAGCAUCAGAAACAAAGAGAUGGAACAAAGACCUCAGAAAAUGGCACCUCAUAAAGGCGAGCAGGACUCAUAAAGUCCUGCACUGAGGAGUCCUGGAGACUGCUGUCACCCUUGGAGCCCCCAGACUUCGGAGGAGCCAGCUCUGUACCCAGAGGGUGAAGGAAGGCUGGCCAGGACUACCCUGUCUUGAAGACAGAUCCUCAUCAGAGUAGAAGAGAAGCACCCUUCCCACAACUCUGCAAGAGAGGAGUCGGGGCAACAAGGAGAAAGAAUUCUAAGACUAGAGGAAAACCAAAACAGCAGGAGAAGUGGAAAGAGAGCAGAGAAGACAACGAACCAGUUUGAAACUAACGCCAGCUCUCUAGCUGGGCACAGAGACCAGACAUUGCAGGCACAAGAACUUCAGACAUGCCCACCAAGGUGUUCCCCCUGCCACUCACCACCACCGGUCCUGAGAACAGCAGCUUCCUCUAUGACUAUGAUUACUUGGAUGAUGUGACUGUCUUGGUCUGCAGGAAGGAUGAGGUCUUGUCCUUUGGGAGAGUCUUCCUGCCAAUCAUCUACAGCCUGAUCUUCGUGCUGGGCUUGGCUGGGAACCUCCUCCUUCUGGUGGUGCUGCUCCGCUAUGUGCCUCGAAGACGCAUGAUUGAGCUUUACCUGCUGAACCUGGCCGUCUCCAACCUCUUGUUUGUAGUGACGAUGCCCUUUUGGGCCAUCUCUGUGGCCUGGCAUUGGGUUUUUGGCAGUUUCUUGUGCAAGGUGGUGAGCGUUCUCUACACUAUUAACUUUUACUGUGGCAUCUUCUUCAUCACUUGCAUGAGCUUGGACAAAUACCUGGAGAUUGUCCAUGCUCAGCCCCUCCACAGACCAAAGACCCGGUUCAGGAACCUGCUCCUCAUUGCCAUAGUGUGGACCACGGCCCUGGCCAUCUCUAUCCCAGAAAUGGUCUUUGUACAGGUCCACAAGACCUUCGACGGUGUGUGGCAUUGUUAUGCCGAUUUUGGAGGACAUGCAACCAUUUGGAAGCUCUACCUGCGCUUCCAGCAGAACCUCCUGGGGUUUCUCCUUCCGCUCUUGGCCAUGAUCUUCUUUUACUCCCGCAUUGGUUGUGUUUUGGUUAGGCUGAGGCCGCCAGGCCAGGGCCGGGCUCUGAGGAUGGCCACAACCCUGGUGGUAGCUUUCUUCCUGUUGUGGUUCCCAUACAACCUCACUCUGUUUCUGCACUCGCUGCUGGACCUGCAUGUCUUUGGGAACUGCCAGCUCAGCCACUAUCUGGACUACACGCUGCAGGUGACAGAGAGUCUGGCCUUCUUCCACUGCUGUUUCACUCCCGUCCUCUAUGCCUUCUCCAGUCGCCGCUUCCGGCAGCAUCUGAAAGCUUUCCUUGCUGUGGUGCUGAGAUGGCACCAGGACCCUGGCACUGCCCAGGCCCUGCCAUCUAGCUAUUCUGAGAGCAGCAGGGUUACUGCCCAAGAAGAUAUGGUCAACAUGCAUGACUUUGGAGAGAGGCCGGCUGACGACUCCCUUAACAAGGGGCCCGUGGGCAAUGAUUGGCCCUGAGUGGCCAUGGGAAGAGCACUGUUCUCUCUUUAGGGCCAGCAUGACCAUGCUGCUUGCCCAGUGGCUCUCAGCCAUCAGCAGGUCUCGCUCACUGCUGCCACUUCCUCCAUCUUCCUGGACCCCAUGCUGUCUGCCAAAUCGCUGCAAUGGUCUCCGUAAUCUCUGCUUCCAUCACGUGUGCUUCUGUGGCUUCCUGGGCCCCCAGCAGACAGUGAGGUCACUCCACGCUUAGGCUUCAAGGGCUAUGUGACCAGCCUAUGGCCUCAUCUCUACCACAUUCCCUCCUAGUUUCUGGGUUCAGGGCACACACUGAUCUCCACUUGUGUUUCUGGAGCAUUCCAGGCUCAUCCAGUAGGGCGAGUUUAGCUAUGCUACCUUCCUGGGCAGUCUUCCCCUUGUGAAGAGUUUGGCUCAUUCCUUCACUUCCUGGGGUCUUGGUUCAGAUCUCACCUUGUUGGUGAGUUGCCCCAUGCUCACUCUACUUAAUGCCCUAACUACAUACCUGAUGCUCUGAAUGAUCUGCUCCUGCAUUUACCACUCACACUCCGUCCACAUUUUCUCCUAUUUGUUGUGUUCACUGGUUACUGCCUUAAGCCCGUCCACCCAGCUGAGCUGCAGAGUAAGGCUCUUUAGUGCAUGGCUCACUGCUGUACUCCAACCCACACCACAGGAGCUUGUGCAUGGAAGGCAUUUAGAAAGUAUCUGUGGAGUGUGAUCAACAAGUUCUUUCUUUGUGGCGUUUUGGGGAACAGCCACAGGCUGUCCACCCACCAGGGCCCCUUUCUCGGUAACUCAGAUGGGAAUACACCUUCCUGCCCUUGUCAGAAGCUCCAGAGCUAUAGCCUGAAGGCACUGGAGGUGCUCCAGCCAGAGGACAGCCCGGCAGGUGUGCAUCUGGCAGGAGGAAGGCAGAAACCACCCAUCUCAGCGCUGGCCUAAUCUGGGACCUUCAGUCCCUCUGGGGUCUGUCAGUUAAGUUCAAGGCUUUGUCUGAACUUUCCAAACACAUGCUGGUGAGAAGGCAACCCCCCAACACACCCGCUGGGAAAACUGGGUGUCCACGUGUGGGAGAUUAAAACUAGAUCCUGUCUCUUAUCCGGUACAAAGAGCAGCUAAAAAUGGAUCAAAGACUUUAGUGUAAGACCCAAAGCUUUGAAACCAUGAGGGAAAGGCACUACAGACAUCACCAGAGGCAAGGGCUUUCUGAGCCAAGUUCCAAUAAGCCAGGAAAUACAAGCAGGAACCGAGAAGCAGGACUGCAUGGAGUUGCAUGGAGCUACAGUCUCUGAGGCACAGGGACAGCGGUGUCUUUUUAACCUGACUGGCUUUGGCCUGACAGGGCCAAUAUCCAGACUGCAUGGGGAACUGAAAAAUUGACAAGGUCAAAUAAUCCAAUAAAAAAAUGGAUGAAUAAUUUGAACAGACAUUUCUCAAAAGAAGAACAGAUGCUCAAUAAAUACACAAAAAAUACUCUGCAUUCUUGUCCAUCACAGAAACACAAAUCAGAAUGACAUUGCACUCCUACUUUGCCCAGGUCAGACAGCUGUUACCAGAGAAGCAACCAGAACAGCAGAACCAUGAACUCUGGUGGGACAGGGAGGGGAACAGACCCUUAUAGAAUGCUGUUGGGUAAACCAUACAGUUGCUAUGGGCUGCAAUUUGUUGGUUCCUUAAAACAUAAAACUAAAAUUGCUAAUGAUCCAUCAUACACACACUGUAGAGUAUUACCCAGCCUUGAAGAAGAGGAGGAGAAGCCAGAAAAUGGAUGGAGUACUGGCUGAGUGAAGUGACAUAAGCCAGACUUAGAAAGACGAGUAUCCCUUAUUUCCUCUCAUUUGUGGAAACUAAGACAAAAGAGAGUACAUUGAAAGUAGGAGAGGGAAGAAAGAGGAAGCCACCACAAGUGGAUUUGGACAAAGCAUGACAUAUACAUGUAUGGAAAAGUCACAGAGUGAGUUCAUAACUGCAGCAAUAAUAAGCUUUGCUUGGCAUAGAAGCCAGUAUGCAUGUGCCAGUGUAUGGAAAUAAGAGGACAGACUCAUGUGCCAUUUCUCAGGUGCCAUUCACCUUUGUUGUUUUUGAGACAAGGUCUUUCUCUGAUUACUGGUCCCUGUCUCCCCCUUCCCCGAGGUUGCGCUUGUGUGUGCACAGGCUCUGGAUUGCACUCAGGUCCCGGUCCCUGUGGGCUUCACUGACUGCUGCGCUUCACCCCAAGGCCAGCGCUUUCUCAGCAGCAUCUAGACAUCUGCACCCUCCAGCUCCUCCAGCUCCUGAACACCCACCACUCCAUGCUGUUGUCUGCACACCUGACCUGUCUGCCCUGCCCUGCUUCCUGUGUAACAAAGCUUGCUUCUGGUCAGGUGUGACCCCCUCAUCUCCUGAGCUGACCCCACUUGUUCUUGAAAAGGUUGCCCUGCCCCAUACUCUGGGUGGAAUCUUAGACUGUCCUGAUUUGGGUCAGUGUCCUCUGAGUUCCACGUGUUGAGGUGUCCCUGCUGAGUAAUGGUGCAAUCUCUAGAAGGUGGGGCCUCAGAGCAGGCCCUUAGGCAACUGGGAGCAUGCCUUUGAAGGGAAUGAUGGGACUUCAGGCUUCUCCACCCCCAGUGUUUUGCUCCGUGGCUUAUGAGUUGAGUGGUGUGCUCACUCCUGCUAUUGCCAUCUGGUGCAACCUGAGCCAAAAAUAAACCUUUCUCUUUGACCAUUA
Messenger RNA from Peromyscus californicus insignis, 5232 nucleotides. RefSeq names its product atypical chemokine receptor 2 (gene Ackr2). NCBI's taxonomy places the organism in Eukaryota, Metazoa, Chordata, Mammalia, Rodentia, Cricetidae. Gene Ontology annotation, biological process: immune response; G protein-coupled receptor signaling pathway; chemotaxis. Gene Ontology annotation, molecular function: chemokine receptor activity. The record is from RefSeq and is a predicted model, not a curated record. Gene Ontology annotation, cellular component: membrane. The coding region runs from base 1377 to 2528 and encodes 383 amino acids. The transcript has 4 exons.